This is a messenger RNA of Xenopus tropicalis (tropical clawed frog), 1666 nucleotides long. RefSeq names its product adrenoceptor alpha 2A (gene adra2a). Gene Ontology annotation, cellular component: membrane; plasma membrane. Lineage: Eukaryota; Metazoa; Chordata; Amphibia; Anura; Pipidae. Gene Ontology annotation, molecular function: G protein-coupled receptor activity; alpha2-adrenergic receptor activity; adrenergic receptor activity. The record is from RefSeq and is marked provisional. Gene Ontology annotation, biological process: signal transduction; G protein-coupled receptor signaling pathway.
GGAGAACCUGCGAACCCCCCUAAGGAGGACAUGGGGUCCCCACAUCGCCCCUGAAGCCCAGACUUGGGGUUCCAUGCUGCAGAACAUCCAGAUCCGGACAGCGGAGAUCCAGUCACCCCAAAAUUUCAUGAUUAACUUUGAGAACCCCACGGAGGUGAGGGGGGGACUGUCCCCCAUGGAGUGCCUAGAGGACUGCAGCAACACCACCCUCAAUAAUGGCAAUGGCACCUGGGAAGGGGGACCCCCUUAUUCCUUGGAGGUGACCCUCGCCCUCAUCACCCUGGUGGGAAUGCUUAUGCUCUUCACUGUGUUUGGGAACGUCCUGGUUAUCAUCGCCGUGUUCACUAGCCGAGCCCUGAAAGCCCCCCAGAACCUGUUCCUGGUCUCCUUGGCUUCCGCAGACAUCCUGGUGGCAACUCUGGUCAUUCCCUUCUCUUUGUCCAAUGAGGUGAUGGGCUACUGGUACUUUGGGAAGGUUUGGUGUGAGAUCUACCUGGCGCUGGACGUACUUUUCUGCACCUCCUCCAUAGUCCACCUGUGUGCCAUCAGCCUGGACCGGUACUGGUCCAUCACCCAAGCCAUCGAGUACAACCUCAAGCGCACCCCUCGUAGGAUCAAGUGCAUCAUCUUCAUCGUCUGGGUCAUCUCCGCCGUCAUCUCCUUCCCGCCGCUCAUAACCAUCGAGAAGGAAAGUGGCAAAGUGGAGAUGCCCAUCUGCAAGAUCAACGACGAGAAGUGGUACAUCAUCUACUCCAGCAUUGGCUCCUUCUUUGCCCCCUGCGUCAUCAUGGUCCUGGUCUACAUCCGCAUCUACCAGAUUGCCAAGAAAAGGACCAGGGUGCCCCCCGGCAAGAGGAGCAACGCGGCCGAGGUCGGGGCCAAACAGCACAACGGCUUAGCCGAGAAAGACUUGCCCGUCAAGUUGAACGGUGACAAAGCCGGGGGGUCUGGGGGAGACCAUGGCAAAGAGGUGGAAGCCAAUGGGGUUGACAUGGAUGAUUCCUCUUCUUCUGAGCACCAAGAGGACAACCAGUAUCAGGCCAGGAAGAAACAAGACAAGUUGCCAAGAGGGAAGGGCAAAACCAAGCUGAGCCAGAUCAAACCAGGGGACAGUCUCCCCCGGAGGGAAGAGGAGCGGAACCCCAAAGUUUCCCGGUGGAAAGGGAGGCAGAACAGAGAGAAGAGGUUCACCUUUGUCCUGGCCGUGGUCAUUGGGGUCUUCGUCAUCUGCUGGUUCCCCUUCUUCUUCACCUACACCCUGAUGGCCGUGUGUGUGCGCUGCUACGUCCCCGCCCCCCUCUUCAAGUUCUUCUUCUGGUUCGGUUACUGCAACAGCUCCCUGAACCCCGUCAUUUACACCAUCUUCAACCACGACUUCCGCAGAGCCUUCAAAAAGAUCCUGUGCAAGGGGGACCGCAAGCGGAUUGUGUGACCCCCCCGUGUGACUCGGGGUCCCCCCUCUCCCAAUGGAACUUAGAGACUUCAAAUGGACCCCCCCAGUCAUGGAACAGACCCGGUAACCAGGGACAGAAUCUGGGGGGGCUUGUAACAUAGACGACUAACAGAGCGCCCCAUCUUUGCAUUGACCCCUCCCUCUUCAUUUUGUAAGGCGUCACCUUUACCAAACAAUAUGAAUGCUGAAAUAUAUUUUAAUACAAAAGUCUAA